Molecule: messenger RNA, 1747 nt
Organism: Peromyscus leucopus (white-footed mouse)
Lineage: Eukaryota; Metazoa; Chordata; Mammalia; Rodentia; Cricetidae
Product: zinc finger protein 54-like
Exons: 4
Biological process (GO): regulation of cytokine production; negative regulation of transcription by RNA polymerase II; regulation of immune system process
Source: RefSeq, a predicted model, not a curated record
AUGGAGACACCUGCGGAGGCCACACUGGAGCUCUGUCUUAGGUUGGGUCCACUGACAUUCCAGGAUGUGACUGUGGACUUCUCCCAAGAGGAGUGGGAAUGCCUGGACACUGCUCAGAGGUCUUUGUACAUUGAUGUGAUGUUGGAGAAUUACAGCAACCUGGUCACUGUUGAGAACUAUUGCAAAUAUGAUCCUGUCCAUCAACAUGUGAAGACUGAAAAGGAGUCUUGUCAGUGUAAUGAGAUUGGCAAAAUGGUUCAUGACCCCUCCACAUGUGCUUGUUAUAAAACAAGGGAAACUCCUGAAAACUCCAAUAACUACAAGUGCAAUAAUCACAGGGAUGCGUUUAUUGAGUCUUCAAACCCACGUAGAUAUGAAAGCAUGCACACUGGAGAAGAACCUUGCAAAGCUAAUGACUGUGAGAAAUUCUUAAAUUUGAGUUCCAACCUUACUCAAAAUCAGAGACUCUACACUGAAAAGAAAGAGCACAGGCAGAGAAAAUAUGAUUAUUUCAGCUCUACAUACAGUCGUUUGCAACAACCAAUCUACAUUGGUGAGAAACGACAGCAGUGUGGGAUGUGUGAGAAAUGCUUCAAUAAUGCCUCAAGCCUCACUGUACAUCAGAAAAGUCAUACUGGAGAGAAAUCUUACAAAUGUAUGGAAUGUGACAAAUCCUUUACCUGGGACUCACAUCUGAAAAGACAUCAGCGAGUUCAUACUGGAGAGAGACCUUACAGAUGUAAGGAAUGUAACAAAUCCUUUUCCCAUUGCUCAAAUCUUAGAAGACAUCAGAGAAUUCACACUGGGCAGAAACCUUACAAAUGUAUGGAAUGUGACAAGUCCUUUAACCAAAAUUCACAACUUAAAACACAUCAAAGGGUUCAUACUAGAGAUAGAUCUUACAGAUGUAACGAAUGUGUAAUAUCUUCCUCUACAUGUUCACCUCUUGAAAGCCAUCAGAAACUUCAUACUGGAGAGAAACUUUACAAAUGUAGGGAAUGUGACAAAUAUUUUACUAGGUGCUCAAAUCUUAAACAACAUCAGAACAUUCAUACUGGAGAGAAACCUUACAAAUGUGGAGAAUGUGACAUGUCCUUUACUCAGGGUUCACAUUUGAAAAGACAUCAGAGAAUUCAUACUGGAGAGAAACCUUACAAAUGUGGAGAAUGUGACAUGUCCUUUACUCAGGGUUCACAAUUGAAAAGACAUCAGAGAAUCCAUACAGGCGAGAGACCUUACAGUUGUGAGGAAUGUGAUAAAUACUUUAGAAGUUCUGAAAAUCUUAGAAGACAUCAGAGGAUCCACACUGGGGAGAGACCUUACAAAUGUAUGGAAUGUGACAUGUCCUUUAUCCAACACUCACAUCUUAAAAAACAUCAGAAUGUUCAUACUGGAGAGAGACCCUACAGAUGUAAGGAAUGUGAGAAAUCCUUUUCCCAUUGCUCAAAUCUUAGAAGACAUCAGAGAAUUCACAUUGGGGAGAAAUCUUACAAAUGUAUGGAAUGCGACAAGUCCUUUACCCAGAACUCAAAACUUAAAACACAUCAAAGGAUUCAUACUGGAGAGAAACUUUACAAAUGUAGGGAAUGUAACAAAUAUUUUACUAGGUGCUCAAAUCUUAAACAACAUCAGUUAAUUCAUACUGGAGAGAAACCUUACAAAUGUGGAGAAUGUGCCAUGUCCUUUACUCAGGUUUCACAUUUGAAAAGACAUCAGAGAAUCCAUACAGGCGAGAGACCUUACAGUU